CCCCAUUAGCAUUCCUCCUCCUCCUCUCUCUCUCUCUCUCUCUCUAAAAUUAUUGUGGUGGUGUUGGAAGAUGAAGAAAGGGUACUCUUGUGCUUCACUACUGUGUGCUCUGGUUGUGGUGUUGGCGGUGCUAGCGGAAGCACAGGUAACUGAGGCGGUGACGUGCAGCCCCUUGGAACUGAGGCCAUGUCUUGGCGCACUCACGUCGUCGCAGCCGCCAACAGCAGAUUGCUGUGACAAGCUGAGGGAGCAGAAGCCUUGCCUCUGUGGGUACAUCAAGAACCCUAACCUCGGCCAGUUUGUCAACUCUCCCAACGCCAGGAGGGUUGCCUCCACUUGUGGUGUCCCUUACCCAACUUGCUAGAAUAUUUACAAAUCCCAAAACCAAAAGGAAAAAUAAAGAGAGUAUCACUAUUGGCAUGAAAGUGAAAGAAAAAUGGAUAUCACUGCCUAUCUACAUGCUUGUGAACUUGUUUUAAGAAUACAAAAAAAAAAAAACAACAACAACAACUCUACCGGUGGGAGUGAGUCGCCGGCAGAGUCGUCGUUGCGUCUGUCAUGUCUUUUUUUGCUAGCUAGUUGUGUCAGCUACUACAAGUUAUGUAUUAUGAGAAAACAAUGGAAAACAUGUCGUAGUGCUA
Rhododendron vialii is the source of this 641-nucleotide messenger RNA. RefSeq names its product non-specific lipid-transfer protein 2-like. Gene Ontology annotation, biological process: lipid transport. NCBI's taxonomy places the organism in Eukaryota, Viridiplantae, Streptophyta, Magnoliopsida, Ericales, Ericaceae. The transcript has a single exon. The record is from RefSeq and is a predicted model, not a curated record. The coding region runs from base 71 to 364 and encodes 97 amino acids.